AACAACACGCGGACAGCGCCCGUGCUGUCAAGUCAGUCAAGAUGGAGUUGUAUCUGGAUCUUCGCUCGCAGCCGUGCCGCUCCGUGUUCAUGUUCGCCAAGCUGAACGCGAUUCCCUUCGACUUCAAGCUGGUCGACCUGGCCAAAGGGGAGCAGUAUGGCGAAGAGUUUGGGAAGAUCAGCCCGGUACGGAAAGUUCCGGUCAUGAAGGACGGCGACUUUGUCCUGACGGAGAGUGUGGCCAUCCUUCAGUACUUGGCUGAGAAGCACGCAUCCCGCCUUCCUGACCACUGGUAUCCGGCUGAUCUGCGGCAGCGGGCGCGGGUCAAUGAGUAUUUGUCCUGGCAGCAGAUGAACCUGCGAGCCCACGGGUCAAAGGUUUUCCUGCUCAAGGUAGGGCGCCGCCACUACCCGUUUAACACUUCUCUUUCUACCUCCGCUUUAUAUGUACGGGUAUUCGUGGAGGAACUGAGCCAGACUGUGGACGUGCUGGACAAGUAUUUCCUGGGUGAAAAGUUGUUCCUGUGUGGCGCCUCCAUCUCGUUGGCUGACCUGGUGGCCGUGGCUGAGAUCAUGCAGCCAGUGAGCAGUGGCGUGGACGUGUUCUCAGGGCGUCCCAAGCUGUCUGCGUGGUGCGAGCGUGUGAAGAAGGAGGUUGGCGUUGCACUCUUCGAUGAGGCCAAUGCCGCCAUCAUGACGAGCGGCGGCGUGCCUCAGUCGCUGCGUGAGGCAGGACUGCCCCAAAUCUUCAAGGACAAAUUCAAGAAAACUUUCUUGUGAAUGUCAAAAUAAUAAAGAAACAAACUAUUUUUGAAAGACUUAUGAUGAUCAUACAGUUAGAUGGCACAGUUUUGGCUGUGCGCUGUAUACAAAACUUCAACAUGUAACAGGUUUCUGUUAAUUGUUACCCUGAUCGGUUUUUGUUGUUGUUGUUUUUUUUUUUUAUGUAUAAAAAUUGAAUUUUGUGUUUUUUCUAUGUCUGUGUCAUCCAGGCCACGGUACAGCAUCUGGAUUCUUCUGGUUUAAUUCAUUUUUAUAUGAUAUUUCUUUUUUCCAAAAGCAUUCCAAAAUGGGGUAAUUACGCUAUUAGGCUUACGAUAUAAUAAAUAAAUCUAAAAUAAUA
This is a messenger RNA of Hippocampus comes (tiger tail seahorse), 1122 nucleotides long. It is a transcript of the gene gstt1a, whose product is annotated as glutathione S-transferase theta 1a. Bases 42 to 779 code for a protein of 245 amino acids. Gene Ontology annotation, biological process: glutathione metabolic process. NCBI's taxonomy places the organism in Eukaryota, Metazoa, Chordata, Actinopteri, Syngnathiformes, Syngnathidae. The transcript has 5 exons. Gene Ontology annotation, molecular function: glutathione transferase activity. The record is from RefSeq and is a predicted model, not a curated record. Gene Ontology annotation, cellular component: cytoplasm.